Molecule: messenger RNA, 3147 nt
Organism: Fusarium odoratissimum NRRL 54006
Lineage: Eukaryota; Fungi; Ascomycota; Sordariomycetes; Hypocreales; Nectriaceae
Exons: 2
Coding region: 1493-2884 (463 amino acids)
Source: RefSeq, a predicted model, not a curated record
UUCGUGUCCGCAGCGAAUAAGCUAAUACUUCUACUUCAUUCGUUCCAAUGAAGCGGUAGAAAUCAAUUUCCAAAGGAUGACGUUAUGAGAAUUACGGAUGCGGUACCCAUUAUGUGACAUGCUGGAAGCUACCUAUGUCGGUCAUUCUCAGGAGUACUGCAAACACCAACACCUUAUCCCUGCUUUUGACGAGUGGGUAGACUCGAUGCUCGGUUGGAUAAACAGUCACAAUCUCGCAGGGGAAAUCAGCAUCUUGUCCGUACGAUCCAGCCACUUCUUCAGCUGUUUCCGAUCCUUCUCAACUCAAGCGAGUCUGACUCUAGUCCCCCGCUUUGAUCCUUGUCCGGACGUACACUACUACGCAGUUUCGGCCAUCCACAGUUGCGCUGUAGCCGCCCAGGCUUUGAAAGACUUGCAUUUACCGCACUUGUUAAUCGUUUCUGGACUUUAGUUGUUGUCAAUCAUCAUUCUUCUCAUCGCAUCGUUAUUGUUUGUUUGAAGACUGUCAGCGCUUUUGUGUCAGCCCUAACUCAACAAGUGCAAUUUCAACAAAGAUGGCCGAAGCUUUGAAAACAGGGGCAAGGCUUGUCAAAAUCAUGGCUUAGAACAUGGCUGAGCAUCACCCCGCCGCAGUUGGGUAUUUGUUCUCGUCGAAGGAUCAUACCGACUUUUCGAAAACUCCUUAGACACACACUUGGGAAGGAUCGUUUUUGAUUAUACAUGCAAAAGAAGUUCUCAAAAACAUGGCGAUAACGCAAAUGACCAGUCAUUCUCUUCUCAACUCCUCCACGCCAAGGCGCCAUGUCGUCUAAGGGAGGGGACAUUGGAAACCCUCUUGCAUAGACGCCAGCGCGAGUGAAAGAGCCGACUUGUUAGCCGCGUGAUUGGACAUGAUUGAAGCUCACUAGGAUCAUACAUUCAACUUCGGCGCUUGCGCCUCUAACGCUUCCCACCAAGUUGCUCUGGCGAACCAACCACAGCACCCGCCAAUGACAUCCUCGUCAACUUGCUACGCUUUUGGCAGGUCAGAGUCUCCCAGGGCUGAAUCCUUCUAAACCCCCCGAUAUUUCCGCGUCUAGGUCAUGGAAGGCUUAUCACACUGCAUGCAUGCCUAGUGGCGCUUGUUUGGGUGUCAGGACUGGGUCAAAGAGCAGAUGAAAGCCCUGGUUAUGUCUCCCCGCCCACCCAAGAUCCAGUGAGACGCAUGUCUCACUGUCUAUCAUCCUAUAUAGAUGCAAUGUCCUCGUUUCUCGCUGUUUGUUCGCGUUGUUUCUGCGUUUUUGACAUUGCAACGUUUUUAUAAUCCCUGUCGGUUCCGGCCUCUCGGUAACAGCGUCUCCGCCUAGGCCUGUUGGACGUUGGUUGCUUGUCUGUUGGUUGAUAGACACAGUCACCUGCAACUCAACGAAGGCAAUCCGGCAGCUCAUCUCUUGUGUACUCCGGCAUAGCAGCCUUCUUGAUCUACCUAUCAACUACAACUACAUCUAGCACCAUGGCAUCUUCUCAAGCUCCGCCCAAGAAGCCCCGACUUUCACUUCAGAUCAAGACAGCAUGUAGUCCGGCCACCAGGUCGUCGAGAAGUUAUGCAGUGGACCCAAAGGAUCCAACUGCCUUUAACACGUUGUCCAAUGUCUACGUUACCACAAUCGAAAGGGCAACCCCAUCUCAGCAUGAGCCCAUUACUGCCAUCAAUACUUUCCAGGCUUUCAGUUUGACAACUCCAGUGGAACGACAGGACCCGAAACACCGAGUUGUUACGCCUUAUGUCGCUUCAUACCCUGAGACUCCUUCAUCCGACACAGCUCCUUCACCACAUCCAGGACUGGAAAUCAACUACCCGAGCACAAUGACGGCCACGCCUCCUCUGUCUGCUGGUCCAAUAGAUUCAAACACUACCAAGGCCUUUAGCUUUUCCCCUGCUGAUAUAUCCGCGGCCCCAGCCAGGAAUGAUAGCUUACGACCCGAGAAGCGUGCUCUGGCUCGCCCACAAACUCUUGCUGAGUUGACCCUGCAGGCCCCUUACACACAUCCUCGAUCACUUCACAGUAUUUUACGCAACUCGCCUCUUCCCCCACCCACGGCCAUUCCUCCUCCGUCUCCACGGCGACAGUCACGGCGGCUCCAAGAUAGAGCAAAUCGAAGAGUGUGCUACAAUAACCCCCUCACUCAGGAAAUUGUGACGAACAAGUACACGAAAUCUCACAUUGACCUCCUCGUUGAGGAGGCUUCGCCACACUCCCCUCCAUGCGUGCCCCCUCAGCCCCAGAGUGCCAUCGAUCUAGCCUUGGCAUUCACACCAAACGAGAUCCAAGAUGGAGGACAGACGCCUGGGCCUUUUGAGGAUAUGCGUCGCCGCAUGACAGGACUGGCCGCAUCAGGUACUCCCCUUUCCCCGUCAGGGCCAAAGGGCAUCUCAAAGCGCAAGAAAAAGGAGAAGAAGCGUCGGUGGGUAUGGACAAUUGGCCAAGAGGAUGACGGUGAUGACGAGAACAUUGGAGGGUCCAUUGCUGCUCUGAGAGCUGAGGCUGCCAAAGCCAAAGACGUUGAAGAAAUCAAGACACCUGUGACGGCGAUUAAGGCACCCCUCAUCACCUUUCUCACGGCACCGACACCAAACACGGAUAACUUUGAGAGCUUGAACGGCAUCUUGAAAGAGAAUAACGACGUCGAAAUGUCUGACACGAGCAGCUGUCUUACAGUACCAGAAAGGCCUCAGCACAUGACUGGUGAGAUGGACUUGGAUAUCAAGACUCCAAUCGCGCGCCAAGAUGAGGAGAGCCAAGUCAUACUCAUGCUACCAGAAAAUACUCUCAGUAGACUUGGUUCCAGUCCUGGUUUAAAGAGGGAUUCUCCGGUGCCGCCAGAUAUGCUACGUACCGAUUGAAUAGGUUCCAGGAAAGACAUGGAUGUUUCGUUAUUGGGUUUCUUGCAUUACCGGCGGUCUUGGGGCAUUUGAUUAACGGGAGUUCUGUCACUGUAAUUCUAAGGAGGAAUCGGCAUAUGAAGAUACCGAGCUCGACAGUGGGCAUCUAUGAGAAAUGAAUACAUUAAAUGAACAUGAAAUAAAUAUUUGCCGCUCUGUUGAAGUUAUUUGUAUCUGGUAUCGGCGACGAAGUUUUCGUCUUGACGACCGUGGCUGCCAUGAUA